Molecule: messenger RNA, 1890 nt
Organism: Bombina bombina (fire-bellied toad)
Lineage: Eukaryota; Metazoa; Chordata; Amphibia; Anura; Bombinatoridae
Gene: CCDC14
Product: coiled-coil domain containing 14
Exons: 10
Coding region: 1-1863 (620 amino acids)
Biological process (GO): protein localization to centrosome
Cellular component (GO): centriolar satellite
Source: RefSeq, a predicted model, not a curated record
AUGGCGAGAGCGGGAGUAAGACCUGGAAAGGUUCUGUCUUCUGGUCGACUGACUGGUCCUGUCAGAUUAACAAAUAAUAAAAAAAGGACUGCUGUAAGGAAAAUUUCUUCUUCUUCUGUGGAUUCAGGUUAUUCCUUAUAUUCCACAGACUCUGAAGACCAGGUUUUAGUAAUCAAUAAAGGAUUGGAUCGAUGUGCAGCUUUACUGCAAGACAUUCUUCAGAAUGAUGUGAAAGACACUGUACAACAGAAUUCAAACAAAACACCUAAAGUGAACAUCAUCAGGCCUACAGCUUCAAAAGUGAAAAAGAGCUUUCCGAGGAAGCCAACCACUUCAAAUCAUGUACACAAGGAUAUAGACGAUGGAGAAGCCUUGCGCCUGAUUACAGAACUGGAGCACAGUGUAUCACUGCUUCCAGCAGUAGUUGGAAGCACAAAUGUACAUGCUGAAAUAGCCCUUGCACUUCAACCUCUAAGGAGUGAAAAUGCCCAGCUGCGCAGGCGAUUAAGAAUAUUAAACCAACAGCUCAGAGAUCGAGAGAGAGCUGAAAAGGCUUUAAGAUCUGAUGAUCAGGACCUUGAAUUGACUUCUCUUCAGUCCAUGAAUGAGACCUUACAGCAUCAACUAGAGGAAUCUCACAGAGGACUGGAAUCUCUGCAGAGUAAAAAUGAAGAACUCUUGAAGAUUAUCGAUUCCCAGAAGGAAGAAAAUAGGAAGUUUGCUCGGAGGAUCCAGGAGAAGGAGCAGGAGCUGCUUCAAAUUCAUCAGCAGAAUGAUAUUGCAGCUACUAAAGCUAAGCUAGAUAUAGAUGAAACUUUGGGGAAGAUAAAAAGUGUUGAGUUUAAGUUGGAAGCUUCUGAAAAGGAAAACCAGAUUUUAGGAAUAACCUUGAGGCAGCGAGAUGCAGAAGUGAGCAGACUUCGUGAUCUUACCAGAACUCUGCAGAACAGUAUGGCAAAACUUCUCUCUGACCUAAGCAAAGACAGUUCAAAGUGUAUCUCUGGAAACAGUCUGACCAAGGCAGUGCUGGGAUGCUAUGAAAAACAGCUCCAGGAUGACCAGUGCCCUGCAAGUACAUCCAUAAUGAGUUACUUGAAGAAACUAGAGACAGACCAAGUGUUCCCUGGUGCCAGCACAGUUUUUUCUGAACAGUUUAUUCCUUCCAAAGCAGCCAGUAAAUGUGUGACUUCUGAACCCUCUGAAGACCUUGCUAUCAAUAAAGGUCCUGGAGUCUUGGAUAAAAAUGCAGGACAUCAAUCAUUUGCUGUUUGUAAUCAGUUGCCUCCUUACAGUCCACACAAACGCAAAACUGCAGCAGUGAGUGAUUCUGGCACUUUAAUAGGUGAUGAAUUCAAGCCUGAUGAGACGACCUAUCUUCCAUUAACAAGCAGCCCAUUUAAAGGCCAGUUUGUCACAUCUCAGAGGCAGGUGUGCACUCCUCCAAAAGCAGACACUGCUUCCAGAGCCUGUAAUCCUAAUUUAUCUCCUGCAAAAGUCAGUGAAGAUAAGGUCUCAGGGAAUUCACAAGCAUCUUCCGAUGGUGGACUUAAAACAGUGGGGCUUAAAGUUACUUCAGACUGGAGCAUCAGGCCACAUGAGGGAGUCUCCACCAGGGAGCAGUGCCCUAUAAAUGGGACUUCAACAAAUGUUCCGUCAGAAAUGUGUCCUAGUGUAAUACAACAAAUAAAGUCAAGUAAUUUUUCCUCAGUUGAUUUCAUGUCUGGGAAGUCAGACUGGAGCAUGUCUUCGUUUUCUACCUUUACCUCACAUGAUGAGCAGGACUUCAGAAACGGUCUUGCAGCACUGGAUGCCAAUAUUGCUAAAUUGCAGAGGACAUUGCAAAUGGAUAUUAUAAAGAAGUGAACUGUAUUUAUAGUAUGUGUGUGCACA